This is a messenger RNA of Colletotrichum karsti, 2340 nucleotides long. RefSeq names its product FAD binding domain protein. Gene Ontology annotation, molecular function: FAD binding. NCBI's taxonomy places the organism in Eukaryota, Fungi, Ascomycota, Sordariomycetes, Glomerellales, Glomerellaceae. Bases 1 to 2340 code for a protein of 779 amino acids. The record is from RefSeq and is a predicted model, not a curated record. The transcript is spliced from 5 exons.
AUGGGCUUCAAAGUCAUCAUCGCCGGAGGCAGUGUCUCGGGACUGUCUUUGGCAAAUAUGCUGGAGAGACUGAACAUCGACUACGUCCUCCUCGAAGCAUACCCCGAAAUCGCACCACAAGUCGGAGCAAGCAUCGGGUUGUUGCCCAACGGGUUUCGAAUCCUUGACCAGAUCAACUGCUAUGAGCCCAUCCGCGAGAUUGCCGGGGACUACUACCUGAAAGCCAGUAUCCGAGGAUCAGAUGGCGGGGUUCGCUCAGAGAACUCUACAGCUUCCAUUCAUCACAUGGAACAUAGGCUCGGAUACCCUUCCAUUUUCGUGGACAGGCAAAUGCUUUUACAUGUUCUCUACGACAACCUGAAGCAUAAGGACAGAAUCCUUACGAAGAAGCGAGUGUCUCGGAUCGGCCUUGCCAAGAAUGGUGUCCAGGUGCACACCGAGGAUGGCUCUCUUUUCGAAGGGGACAUCAUAGUCGGGGCGGAUGGCAUACACAGCACCGUGAGGAAGGAGAUGUGGCGCAUCGGCAAGGAAGAGAGCCCCGGAUACUUCCCUCCGGAUGAGGAAUCCAGAGUUCCAGUUGACACGAAAUGCAUCUUCGGCAUCUCCAAGCGCCCCAAAGACCUAGCACCCAACGGCCAACAAAUGGUGCACCACGCCGGACGGAGCUACCUCAUCGUCCACGCCCCGGGCAACAGAACGUUCUGGUUCCUGUUCAAAGGAGUUGACAAGACGAUGUACGGCAAGGAUAUCCCGAGGUACUCAAAGGACGACUUGGAGAAACUGGCCAGAGAGCACCUGGACGACAAGAUUGUUGACAACUUGACCUUUGGGGAUAUUUACAAGAACCGGAUCAUGUCCACGCUUGUUCCUCUCGAGGAAUAUGUGUUCGAUAAAUGGCAUUACAAGAGGAUCGUGACCAUCGGAGAUGCAAGCCACAAGAUCGAUCCCAUCUCGGGUCAAGGAGGGAACGGAGCCAUCGAAGCAGCAGCUCUACUUGUAAACGCCCUGGCCGACAUGCUCGAGAAGAGCAAGGACAAGCCAUCGGAAACAGAAAUCGUCAAUGCCUUAGCUCAAGUUCACGAGAACCGCCACGCGAGAGCCAAGGAUUUGGUGAAGCAAGCCCAUGGCCUUCAGAUGAUCAUGACCGGGAGAUCACCCCUUUCCAAGCUGGUGCUCAACGUGGUCAUGCCGAUCCUCGGCGAAGAGGCCUUCCUCAGAACAGUUACACCCAUUGCCACGGCGAGCCACCACGUCGAGAGACUCCCGCUGCCUAAAAGGUCUAGGCUUGUGCCUUUCGAUGACGAACUUCCGACAAGACCGGUGAAGAGCAGUUGGGGCUUCUGGGUGCCAUGGUUAUUUUCUGUUGGGUCAUUGGGAGCGAUGCUGUACCAUACGUCGAACCCGGAGAACUUCUCGAACAUCGUUGGAUCUUUCAAAGCCAUGCAAGCACUUUUGCCGGGUGGACCUUCUACCUUGGGAGGUUUUGAACAGGCUCCUGGAUCCAUGACGGCGGCUGUUGUAGAGAACACUGUUGAGACUGUUCGACUUCGAGCCAACUUGUUCUCCACUCUCGCGAUCUGGUUCAUCGAAGGUCAUCGCAUCGGCAAUAAUCUCGCCGUCACCACAUGGCCAUCGUUCGCCGUCGCUGCAUACUCAUUCCUCGGACCCAACGCCGUGAUGCCUUCGUUCUGCCUCUCAACUCUUCUUCUGGCAUCGAACAACAUCCCCGGUCGCCACGUUCCGACAAACAUCGCCAAGUCCGUUCUACCAGCAAUCGUUACAGGCUACGGUAUCCCCAUGAUCCUGGCAUCUCUGCCGAUCCACAACCCACAGCUUCGCCAAAUCGUUGACUUCGCCGCCAACACAGCACCCAUGUGGUCUGCGGUGCUUCUCAAGAUCUUCCCUGCAGCCAUCAAAGCCGCCAAGACCGCGAUCAACCCACCGAAGCCAGGCGUAGAGGUCAAGGACGAGGAGAAGGAGGAGUUCACCGACAUGUACCGGAAGACGGACGUGGCCCCUCUCAAGCUCACAUACGCCUUUACGGCUGGUGUUUGCGCCGUUGCCCACGUCGCCAGCGCAGUAUACACCACCUUUGAGAAGCCCUCCGAUGUCGGUUCUGCUGGCCUGUUCGCUGGCGGCAGCGCGCUCUACGGCUUGGCAUCGGUUGCUUUGUCGUUGUAUUUGACUUGGGAUAUGAGAGCACGGGGUUUCCUUACCAACAAGCAGUCGGGGGUAGCCGGCCUCGUAUCAGUUGCUGGAAAUCUUUUGUUCGGACCUGGAGCUGCACUUUCGGGCUUCUAUUACUGGCGUGAGGAUGUCCUAUCCAGCUUGGGCGAUUGA